AUGGUACAAGUCAAUAAUCAAGCCAAUCUCAUUGAUCAUCGUUCCUUCUUUUCCUCUCAUGAAAAUCAUAAAAAACUUUCAGAAAAUCAAAAACUCCGUCUGAUGGGAGUCAUUGAUAAGAAUGUUGAACAAUUGAAAAUUCUCAAUAAUUAUAUUUAUCCUAUUCAAUACAGAGAAUCUAUUUAUGAACAAAUAUUGCAGAGAGGACCUGAUUUUAACAUGUUUGCAAUUUUCAAUGACAUUGCUGUUGGAAGUUUUUCAUGUCGAAUUGAACAAUACAAUAACACCAAAGCCAUCUAUAUCAUGUUAUUGGGAGUAUUACCUAAAUAUAGAAAAUUAGGAAUUGGUAAACAAUUAAUGGAGAAAAUAUUUGAUAUUGCUAGACAGAAUGGAAUUUCAACAUGUUUUCUUCAUGUACAAACUGGCAAUGAAGGAGCUGUUCAAUUUUAUGAAAAGUUAGGAUUUGUCAAGGUAAAGACAUUGGAGAAUUUUUAUGCAAAAGAUGACAUUCCAUUGGGAACGAGAGAUGCUUUUUUAAUGGAAGUGAAAUUACCAUAA
Molecule: messenger RNA, 558 nt
Organism: Naegleria fowleri
Lineage: Eukaryota; Heterolobosea; Eutetramitea; Acrasida; Naegleriidae
Exons: 1
Coding region: 1-558 (185 amino acids)
Biological process (GO): mitotic sister chromatid cohesion
Cellular component (GO): cytoplasm; NatA complex
Molecular function (GO): N-acetyltransferase activity
Source: RefSeq, a predicted model, not a curated record